AUGGCUCAUAUCAGACAACGAUACUGGAUUGUUGGUGGCAGAAAAUCAGUGCACGCAUUAAUUUUGCGCUGUGCUGUCUGCACCAGAUUCAGGGCAACACGAGCCCAACAGUUAAUGGGUCAACUUCCAACAUCUAGAGCAUCGCCUUCAAGACCAUUCCUGCAUACUGGAGUAGAUUAUGCAGGGCCAUUUCCAAUCUUGAAGUGGAGACCAACGAACGCGCAACCAUCAUCGGUACAUAUAGCUGUUUUUGUGUGUUUCACAACCUCAGCGGUUCACCUUGAACUAGUCAACAGACAAACAACGGAUGCAUUUAUCGCAGCAUACAAACGAUUUACUGGAAGGCGAGGCAUUCCAGCUGUCAUGUACAGUGACAAUGCAACGACAUUUGAAGGAGCAGCCAACGAACUCAACAUACUCUACAACCAACAAUCUUCAGAAAAUCGACAAAUUAGAGCUGCUCUUGCCUUCAACGGAACCCAGUGGCAAUUCAUCCCACCAAAUGCUCCUCACUUCGGAUGCAAGUGGGAGGCCGCUGUAAAGUCAACGAAGUAUCAUCUACGACGAGUAUUAGGAACAACAACGUUAACAUACGAAGAGCUCAACACGAUCCUGAUACAAAUCGAGGCCUGUCUCAAUUCACGGCCUAUUGUUUCGAUGAGGGAUGACCCAGAUGACCUUCAGGCUCUCACACCAGGGCAUUUCCUCAUCGGAGAACCUAUUCAACUACUCCCAGAGCCAUCUCAACUCAACACAAACAUCAACAAAAUCACACGAUGGAAUCUGGUGACCCAGAAAAUACAACAAUUCUGGUCGAGAUGGUCCAGGGAGUGUCUUCAACGUUACCACUCCAUCUACAAGUGGAAUCAACAGCAACGCAACAUCAGGGUGGGAGACAUGGUCCUGAUGACCAAUGAUGAUCUCCCUCCAGCACGUUGGCCACUGGCACGAGUCAUUGCGGUAAGGCCAGGGGCUGAUGGACUAGUGAGAGUCGCAGAACUGCUCACAGAAACCGCAGAGAUCCCAACGAAUCCAGAUGGAUCACCAUCAACGCAGAUCAUUCGGGUGCAACGACAUCAAUACACCCGACCAAUAGCAAAACUUUGCUUGCUACCAACGGACCCAACACCAGCAGACCAACAAGAUGACAACUAG
Molecule: messenger RNA, 1155 nt
Organism: Diachasmimorpha longicaudata
Lineage: Eukaryota; Metazoa; Arthropoda; Insecta; Hymenoptera; Braconidae
Exons: 1
Coding region: 1-1155 (384 amino acids)
Biological process (GO): DNA integration
Molecular function (GO): nucleic acid binding
Source: RefSeq, a predicted model, not a curated record